Molecule: messenger RNA, 2478 nt
Organism: Mobula hypostoma (lesser devil ray)
Lineage: Eukaryota; Metazoa; Chordata; Chondrichthyes; Myliobatiformes; Myliobatidae
Product: sialic acid-binding Ig-like lectin 14
Exons: 10
Coding region: 106-1593 (495 amino acids)
Biological process (GO): heterophilic cell-cell adhesion; homophilic cell-cell adhesion
Cellular component (GO): adherens junction
Source: RefSeq, a predicted model, not a curated record
CUUACGGGCAAAACAUCCACAUCCUUUACUGCAGCCCGAACACUUCGAGCUGGUUAAGGGGGCCGAGAGUUUAAACUGUAUAGGGACCGCUGGAAUCAGAGAAAGAUGCAAUUAUUCCUGAAACUUCUUUUCCUCUUACAGGCACUAGUCCGAGGGGUUCCAGUGGUCUUGGAGGUGAACCAGCCGCGUCUCGUCAGUGUCUGGAGAGGGGAGUCAGUCACGUUAAACUGCAGCUUUACUCAUAAUGCAACUGAGGAUGGCUGGGUCAUCAUUUCCUGGCACAGGACAUCACCAAGGGCUGGAGAUGUUCCUUACAAAGUGAAUAAUCUGCAUUGUGUCCCUGACGCCUGUCUGCAUGGAUUGAAACGCUGUAAUGCAUCACUGAGGGUUGAACAUGUCUCCUUUGAUCACUCUGGUAAUCGCUACACCUGUAUCCUGAGGAUACCCAGUGUCUACCCACCAUUAGAGGCAAGAGGCCAAGGAACACUGCUGCAGGUUUAUGAACCUCCUGAAAUUUCUGUUCUGGAUGGUCCUUUGGUUGCUGAUAAUGAAUCCGUCCUCAACUGCUCAGGCAACGGGUUGUUAGCUGAGGAUAUCUCCUUUACAUGGGCAUGCUCAGGAACAAACAAUUUUACGGAAGUUGCUGGACCAACUCUGUGGAAGAAUAAUAAUGGCACUUCUGUUGUCACCAGCCAGCUUAAGCUUGUCCCAAGAGUGGAAGACCAUGGGUCUGUUUGCAGCUGUCAGAUUGAUCAUGCCACCUUCAGACAACCAAUUAAAAUCCAUAUCAAGCUAAAUGUUAUGUAUGGACCACAUGAUUCAAUAAUAACAUACAAGUUGAAUACCAUGGGUAAUUAUCUUCCUAUCAACCAUAGUGAAAUCAUUGCUGUUGUCGGUUCAUCCUUGGCACUGAAUUGCUGUAUGACGAGUAACCCCGCUUCCACUGUGAUGUGGACAAAGGUCAGGGAGAGUCCAAAUGGAACAUUACAAACUAAUAUUGGAUUAAACUGCACAGAAGUACAGAUACAUGUUCAAUCUGAAGAUGAGGGAAUCUAUUGGUGCAUGGCAUACAACGACUACGGCAGCAGAAACACAAGCAUUUGGAUUAAAGCAAAUCAUGAAACCAAUUAUAACUAUUAUCAACUUUAUGCUGUGCUCCCCAUAACUACAGUCAUCAUUAUGACAAUAAUGUUUUCUUGGCUGAUCUGCAAGAGGCAACGGAAAGAUCCAGUAAAUGUAUCGGCUGAGCUGAGUUCAAGAACCAUGGACUGGAGUGCAAGUUGCAGCCAUGAGAUAGAUACAGUAUAUGCAGUAGUCAGGAAGAAGAGCCAGCCAACCAACAGACAGCAUCCAACAGAAGCUACCUUUGUUGAUGAAGGUAAUAGUGAAGAAGAAGUCUCCUAUGCAGACAUUGUUAUUCAUAGUCCAAAACGUGUCUAUAACCAAAAGCUCAAGCAAGCUGCUGAUGUAACAGAGAAAAAUACCAAACAGGAGCUCCAAUAUUUUUAUGGUUCAUCUCCUCACCAUCAAGUUGAUCAUACCUCUGAAUAUUCAGCAGUACGAAUUCCGCACCAGGAUCUGAUAACUGCAUGACCGCAGAACCCUGAGAUUAUCUUUCAGCCAUUUUGCAGUAUCUUGAAUAAAGUGACCACCAGCGGUUACACAGAGCAACAGGCAGAAUGGUUUAUUAAUGGAGCAAGAAACUACGAUCAAUGCAAACACCAGAUGGAAAGGAUUCAACAAAAGACUGGAUCACUUUAUAGUUGUUACUGGUGUUACGUUAAGCAUCCAUUGUUCAUUUUUUUCAGGUCUUGGAAGUCUGUUAAGAGUCAAAAAUUUCAUAAGGUGGUUUUUAGCCCCAGUUUUUCUCUUGCAAAAGGCGAAAUCAUUUCCAGGCUGAACUUCCUUCGGUGCUGGCAACUCCAUGAGUAACUCAACAAAUUGACUAUUUUCUGCAAGAAUCUUAAAAUGCAGCCUCUCAGAAGCCUAAAUUCAGAUCUUCCAUUAACUGCAAGACAACAGCAAACUGUUCUUACCCAUUGUCCAUGGAGUUUAUGUGAUGAGGCAUCUGGUGCUCAUCUGACUUUUCCACUCUAUCCAGUCCCGGAUCCAAAAAGAGUGGUCAAUGACCUCCCAUUGAGGGUCAGUACCGGAACACUUUGACCCAUGCGGUUCAGCACCGUGCUGGACUGUGUAACAGCAGCGGGCCAAUGAGAGACUUGAACACAGCCAAGCAGCUGAUUCAGUGGCAAAAUUAUUUGCAUGGAGUGUACUGUUAGGAAGUAUAGAACUUAAACAUUUGUGAAAAUAUGUGAACGUGAAUGAGAUUCACAAAUAAAGCAUAAAACUACAGCCAGAUUAUCUGUAUAUAAAUAUUGUGAAGAGGAACUUUAGCUCUGAGGAGUGUACAUUGUGAAAAUUUAUAUUUUGCUCCAAUGCUUAGCCCAAAUCAGACUGGAUUCUCUAAUGCUGUUGCAA